This is a messenger RNA of Zasmidium cellare ATCC 36951, 1431 nucleotides long. RefSeq lists its product as uncharacterized. The record is from RefSeq and is a predicted model, not a curated record. Bases 1 to 1431 code for a protein of 476 amino acids. NCBI's taxonomy places the organism in Eukaryota, Fungi, Ascomycota, Dothideomycetes, Mycosphaerellales, Mycosphaerellaceae. Gene Ontology annotation, molecular function: transmembrane transporter activity. Gene Ontology annotation, biological process: transmembrane transport. The transcript has a single exon.
AUGGGCGGGCCAAGCGAACCACGACAACCAGAGACUCCUCGAGUCGCAUCGCAACCAACUUCCGCCAUCAACGAGGAUGGCAUUGAAGAAGGACAACUCACCGGACCACAAAUCAACGUCGCGGAAAGAGAAGAUGUCCCUCCAGACGGCGGCUACGGAUGGAUUGUUACAGCAUGUGUCUUCCUGAUCAACGCCCAUACCUGGGGAGUGAAUGCUGCGUGGGGAGUGUUCCUCGCCCACUUCCUCUCCGAAUCGACAUUUCGACAUGCAACGCACCUCCAGUAUGCUCUCAUCGGCGGCCUUUCAAUCUCUCAAGCACUCCUCGUUUCUCCUCUCGUGGCCAUGACCAACGAGAAGCUGGGUACGAGAGUUAGCUUGCUGUUCGGCACCGUCUUGGUCUCCGUUUCAAUGCUGGCUUCAUCGUUUGCCACCGAGAUCUGGCAUCUGUUCCUGAGCCAGGGUGCUUGCUUCGGGUACGGCAUGGGCUUCCUAUACAUCACUGCUUCCGCUGUCCUCCCACAGUGGUUCUCCCAACGACGGAGCCUAGCUGUUGGGCUUGCAUCAUCUGGAGCUGGAAUUGGAGGCCUCGCAUACAACCUUGGAGCCGGUGCAGGCCUUACUGACUUGGGUUGGCGUUGGACAUACAUUGUACUUGCGAUCAGUACGCUAGUUGUCAAUCUCACCAGCGCCAUCCUCCUCAAAGAUCGCAACAAGCUGGUCCAACCGUACAAGCGAAGCUUCGACAUUCGGGAACUCGGCCACGUCUCGACUCUGCUCAUUGUCUGCUGGGGAUGGCUCACCGAGCUUGGAUAUAUCACCCUACUCUACUCACUUCCCAACUACGCACAGUCUAUUGGCCUCACUGCAAAGCAAGGAUCCAUUGUGGGAGCUGUGCUGAACUUGGGCCUUGCACUCGGUCGACCACCCAUCGGCUACUGGUCGGACAGAUUUGGUCGCAUCAAUGUGGCUAUAUUCAUGACUGCGCUAUGUGGCAUAUUCUGCUUGGCUAUCUGGGUGCCGGCAAAGUCAUACGCAGUCCUGCUGGUAUUCGCUCUUUUUGCUGGCACUGUGACUGGAACUUUCUGGGCCACGGUCGUGCCUGUGACGGCAGAGAUCGUUGGCAUGCAACGAUUGCCACUGGCAUUCGGCAUGAUCUGCGUGCCUUUGGUCCUACCAACAACGUUCGCCGAAGGAAUAGCACUCGAGCUAGUCUCGACAUCAGGCUACCUGACGGCCCAGGUCUUUGUCGGCUGCAUGUACUUUGCUGGAGCGGCAAGCAUUUGGGGCUUGAGAUCCUGGAAAAUGCGCGAACUUGACGAGGAUAAGAAGAGAGCGCAGGAGGGAAGGUUCCCGAUCCCUGCUGGCUCACCAAGAAGACAUGAUCAGAUUUGGCUGACGUCGAGGGGGCUGCUAUCUCCACAGAAAAUCUGA